AUGAAGAAGGAGCUCGAUGAAACACGCGAAAUGCUAGUCAAGUUUUUCGAAUCCCUUUCCACCAGGGACAGGAAAGAAAAUAACGACAAACCCGCGGCAGACGAUCACUCAGAAGUCGGAUCUCAAAAGAAGGCCGCCCCCAGCAGACUCAAAUGCAUACCACACAAUCCCAAGACCCAGCCCGUUAGCGCCGACGUGCUCAAAUUCCCCAUGGACCCCUCCCCCCCUCACGUCCCGUUCACGUCCAAGAUGAUCAUGCGCCACGAUCGGAGCACGCCGACGAAAGGCACCGUCACCCAGCAGCUCCGCGACGACAGCCGGAAGCACCGCGGAGUCUCCUUCGCCGUGUCCUACAGCCCCAGCGGCAGCGACAAGACCGCCGACGGCGACGCCUGCAUCGUCCUCCACAACGGCACCAGGCCGACCGACCCGGCGCUCGCCAUGGUCCCCGCCGAGACCUAUCUCUGGAAGGGCUGCACCGAGAUCGCCUCGAACCUCUACAUCCCGAACCGCCCCACCGACGCGGACCCGGAGGGCGUCGCCAGGCAGGACGAGUUCUGGCACCGGCCCCCCAAGCUCUUCAUGGACUCCUCAAAGAAGGAGAGAUGGGGCCACUGGUUCGCCGACUGCCCCGGGCACCAGAGACGGCAGUGGUUCACGUGGCUGGGCACGAAGGUGGACGGCAGCGGCGACCUCUACGGCGACGACUUCACGUACCAGCUCGCGCUGAUCCGGGGCGAGGAAUGCUACCCGCGGGACCCGAAGGUCCUGGAUGGGGCGGUCGCCUACGCCAGGUUCAACGGCAUGCUGGCGCGGACGCGGCGGUUCCAGAUCGAGUUUCUGGACGACAGUCAGGUCGAGCUGGGACAUCAGUGGGCUGCCACGGCCAUCAUCACCGCGUUGAGGCUUUGGUCUUUGGUGACGACGCCCGGCGGUAGACUGAUGCGAAACCGAGACUCUGAUUUUUAG
This is a messenger RNA of Colletotrichum karsti, 969 nucleotides long. RefSeq lists its product as uncharacterized. The record is from RefSeq and is a predicted model, not a curated record. The transcript has a single exon. NCBI's taxonomy places the organism in Eukaryota, Fungi, Ascomycota, Sordariomycetes, Glomerellales, Glomerellaceae. Bases 1 to 969 code for a protein of 322 amino acids.